CCCAGACGCUGGUGAAUACAUAAACGAGUCUGUCGAUUUUAACGCGUUACUGACAGCCUCCAGCAUUUUCAUCAGCAUCGGGUGCGUCAUCCUCCUUGUCGGCGUUGUCGGAGUUUGUGGAACAAUCAGAAGGAGCCAGUGCCUUCUUGUUGUGUUUUUCAUCAGUUUGUGCAUCGUAUUUGUGGUUCUUCUUGCGGCUGGAGUGAUUGUUCUCAUCCAGAUGGAUAACGUGAAAGACGCAUUCGGCAAUUACCUCCAGAGCAAAGUUAAUGUCUACAAGGGCGACACAGAUGCCAAACUCUUCAUACAUAACUUCCAGGAAGCGUUCCAUUGCUGUGGAGCCAAAUCUGGAAUUUCAGAUUAUCCUGUUGACACCUUAACUGAAGUCUCCUGUAAACUUGAGACUUAUCAGAAGCCUUGUGCCGAGGAGUUUUUCAAAACACUGGCACCGAACCUUGGUAAAACGGCGGCAGUGGCAUUUCUUGGCGCUGUUAUUAUGAUUAUAGGAAUGGUUUUGUCUAUGAUGUUCUGCUGUGCCGUAAGGAAGGAUUCGCCUUGAGGACGAUAAGGCACAAGAGGAGUAACAGCGGUUGUCAAUGACAACACCUCAGCACUUCAUUCUGCUCCUUUAUCCCAUAGAAGAAUCUUAUCCUCUCUCAAUCAUUCUCUGAAACAUUUCCAAAAGUAUCAUUUUCAUACCAUGAUGUCAUUUUUUUAUUAAAACAUAAUAAUCCAUGA
Haliotis rubra (blacklip abalone) is the source of this 738-nucleotide messenger RNA. Its product is annotated as CD9 antigen-like. Lineage: Eukaryota; Metazoa; Mollusca; Gastropoda; Lepetellida; Haliotidae. Bases 221 to 559 code for a protein of 112 amino acids. The record is from RefSeq and is a predicted model, not a curated record. Gene Ontology annotation, cellular component: membrane. The transcript has 6 exons.